Molecule: messenger RNA, 848 nt
Organism: Rubroshorea leprosula
Lineage: Eukaryota; Viridiplantae; Streptophyta; Magnoliopsida; Malvales; Dipterocarpaceae
Source: the annotation of a GenBank genome assembly
UAAGAUUAUUUUCUAGCUCGUCCUCGGUGCUAACACUACUUUUAUCAAUGUCUUGUUAGGUGUGGAAUACAUUGGAGGAGACAUGUUCACUAAAGUUCCUCAAGGACAAACCAUUAUCUUGAAGUGGAUACUUCACAAUUGGGAUGAUGAUCACUGCUUGAAGCUACUAAAAAAUUGUUAUGAUGCCUUGCCAAAAUCGGGUAAGGUGGUGGUGGUGGAACUUUUAGCACCAGAAUCACCUGUGAGUGAUCUUAUCGACAAAAUUGUCUUUGAGUUUGACAUAAGAAUGCUUCAGUUUUUAUCUGGUGCAAAAGAGAGGACAAAGAAAGAGUAUGAGGCUUUGGCAAGAGAAGCUGGUUUCUCAGCUUUGAAACAAAUAUGUCCUGCUUACAACUUUUGGGUGAUGGAAUUUUACAAAAAUAUGAACCCUUCUGCCUGAGUCAUGGAGAGAAAUUUAAGGACAUCCAAUUUAUCUGCAGAAAGGCAAAAUUUCCAAGGCUCACCAUGUUCUAGUGUAGUGUUUCAAUAAAUGUUGUUUAGUGUUUCAAUAAAUGUGUACUUGGUUAUGCUGCUAGCUAGAUUGGUCAUCCUUUUCUUUGUUUCCAGUCCUGAGGAGUCAGACCUUCUUGUUGCAAUGCAAUUUGUUUUAAUAAAAUAGAAGGUUAAGUGCAUUAAUUUCCAUGGAAUGGUAGUUCUACAUGAUUCACUGAUGUCCAUUCAAACAGAGAAUGUGUAUUUUGAGCAUGUUUCCUCAGUUGGUAGGUGAACAGGGCUAAUUAUCAAAUGGAGGGUUCCUCUCCAAGCAGUAGUUCUCGGAAGAUAGCCUCACAUAAACCCUUUUCAUGAAU